GACUGAACGCAGCAUUGACUCACAGUCAAGAAGAACGGAGGCUGCAGAACAGCAGCAUUGUCUCCUUCAAAAUGUCAUUUCAGUUGGUAUUCCUUUUGUUCCUGUUUCUGCAUGAAGUAUACCCAGAAACACAGAGGAGUAAUGAGCUUCACGUUGUGACAUUUCCAUCGUCGUCUGCAGCAGGCUUGAGGAGGCAGAAGAGAGACUGGGUCCUUCCACCUCUCAGUGUUUCUGAAAAUGAACAGGGCCCAUUCCCCAAAGCUGUGGCGUGGAUAAAGUCCACCAGAGCCAAGGCAAUUACAGUUUACUACAGCAUAACAGGGCCUGGAGCAGAUGCACCCCCAGAAGGGCUUUUCACAAUUACAAAGAUUGGUGGAGGACUGUAUGUGACCCAGCCCUUGGAUCGGGAGUCUCAAGCUCAAUAUAUUGUCAUGUCACAUGCUGUUGACAUUAAUGGUAGAACAAUUGAGGAUCCUAUGGAGCUCAUAAUUAAAGUUACUGAUCAAAAUGAUAACAGACCAGAGUUCACGAUGAACACCUUUCUUGGCAAUAUAAGCGAGGGAUCAGCAGUAGGAGCUGUAGUUAUGAAGGUGACAGCUACAGAUAAAGAUGACCCCACGAUGGACAAUGGUGUAAUUGGGUAUUCCAUCCUAAACCAAGAACCUAAAGAACCCCACUCCCCCAUGUUUUCCAUUAACAAGUUUGGAACCAUCAGUCUGGUUGCAAAUGGGCUGGAUAGAGAGGCAGUAGCUGAAUAUAAAUUGAUCAUCCAGGCUGCAGAUAUGGAUGGUAAGGGUCUCUCAACCACUGCCACAGCUAUCAUCACUGUAACAGAUCAGAAUGACCAAGCUCCACAGUUUAAAACUGCACAGGAAACUGUUUCACUGCCAGAAAAUGAAGUGGGUGUAUUGGUGAUGAAAUUAGCUGUGACAGAUCUGGAUGUGCCCCAUACACCAGCCUGGAAUGCCAAAUACACAAUUGUCAGAGGGAACACUGGAAAUGUCUUCAAUAUCACCACAGAACCCAGCAGCAAUGAUGGAAUUCUCAGAACAGCCAAGGGCCUUGAUUAUGAGACAACAAGGCAAUACACGCUGUUUGUGACGGUUGAAAAUGAAGAGCCAUUUACCAGUAUUCUACCAACAGCCACAGCUACCAUUACAGUUAAUGUAGAAGAUGUCAGUGAGGCUCCCAUUUUUAAUCCACUGGUAAAGAGCGUUGUAGUUGAAGAGAACUUGCCUAUUGGAAGUACUGUAGCAGUAUACACUGCAAUAGAUCCAGACAAAGAGAUGAAGCAGACUGUAACAUAUCGUAUGGGGAACGAUCCUGCAGGAUGGCUGGAAAUCAAUAAUAAUGGAGUGAUCAAAGCUAAACAACCUAUGGAUAGAGAGUCUAUAUUUGUCAAAGAUGAUACAUAUACUGCAAUGUUUCUGGCAUUGGACAAUGCUAGCCCACCAGCCACAGGCACAGGAACUCUUGUGGUGGAAUUGACAGAUGUGAAUGACAAUAGUCCUGAAAUAGUUGAAAGAGAAGUAAGAUUUUGUAACAAGGAAACAGUGCCCCAAAUACUGAAUGUUGUAGACAGAGACACUCCGAUCUAUGCUGGUCCUUUUAAGGUACAAGUCCUGCGGGACGAGGAGAAAAACUGGACUGCCACCAUGAAUGAUAAAGGAGAACACAUUAUUCUCACAAUGGCCAAGGAGCUAAAGCACAAUGGAUAUCUUCUUUUAUUGAGAGUGUUUGAUACUGAUAACAAAUACCAAGAUAUUAGCAUUAAGGUGAUGGUGUGUAACUGCAAAGGAGAUGAAUUCUCUCUAUAUGCACAGUGUCCUUACUAAGUUUUGCUCAGCAGAGUGGACUCACUCCACAUGUUACUCCAAGUUUACUUUUUAGUCGACCUGUAUUAUAUAUUAAUAAAAAAAACACUUUAAAUAAA
Acipenser ruthenus (sterlet) is the source of this 1933-nucleotide messenger RNA. Its product is annotated as B-cadherin-like. NCBI's taxonomy places the organism in Eukaryota, Metazoa, Chordata, Actinopteri, Acipenseriformes, Acipenseridae. The transcript is spliced from 11 exons. Gene Ontology annotation, biological process: homophilic cell-cell adhesion; cell-cell junction assembly; adherens junction organization. The coding region runs from base 72 to 1835 and encodes 587 amino acids. The record is from RefSeq and is a predicted model, not a curated record. Gene Ontology annotation, cellular component: cytoplasm; catenin complex; plasma membrane. Gene Ontology annotation, molecular function: calcium ion binding; cadherin binding.